AUGACGACCAUACAAGAAAUGCGGAAGCUGGUGGAAGCCAAGGUACAGACAAUGAUUCGCCCGAAUCCAAAACCAAAAGAGCAAAAUGGGACUGUGGAGACAAAGAAAGAAGAAGAAGAGAAAUUUGAGUCCACUUACAAACAGAUGGAAAAUCCUCUGAUCACUCCAAGUUCAUUUGGUAAACGCCCAAUUUAUUCUAAAGUAGAUAUCAAUUGUGAUAAAUGGUUGAUGACGCUAGAUGAAGAAUCGCGGCUGAAGAUCGACAACCCACCGUCGUUAGCGGAUGGGCUCUCCAAAGAAUUAGAAGCUGAGAUUCGAUAUCUAGGAUGUGAGCUGAUCCAACAAGGAGCGAUUCUGUUGAAGCUUCCUCAAACAGCGGCUGCAACGGGUCAAAUUCUUUUCCAGCGUUACUUUUAUCAGAAGAGUUUCGUAAGGUAUCAUUUUGAGCAUGCCGUUCAAGCAUGUCUCCUUCUUGCCUCAAAAAUUGAAGAAGAGCCACGACGGCCACGGGAUGUUUACAAUGUAUUUCAUCGUCUCGAAGAGCUACAUCGAUUGCAACAGAGUGGACAUGAAAUCAACAAGCGGCUCGAAGCCAAUCGUGGAUCAUCUAUCCCUCAAUGCUAUGGCUGA
This is a messenger RNA of Caenorhabditis briggsae, 630 nucleotides long. RefSeq names its product Protein CBR-CYL-1 (gene Cbr-cyl-1). Bases 1 to 630 code for a protein of 209 amino acids. NCBI's taxonomy places the organism in Eukaryota, Metazoa, Nematoda, Chromadorea, Rhabditida, Rhabditidae. Gene Ontology annotation, biological process: regulation of transcription by RNA polymerase II. Gene Ontology annotation, molecular function: cyclin-dependent protein serine/threonine kinase regulator activity. The transcript is spliced from 6 exons. Gene Ontology annotation, cellular component: nucleus. The record is from RefSeq and is a predicted model, not a curated record.